Molecule: messenger RNA, 2548 nt
Organism: Diprion similis
Lineage: Eukaryota; Metazoa; Arthropoda; Insecta; Hymenoptera; Diprionidae
Gene: CtsL1
Product: cathepsin L
Exons: 8
Coding region: 84-1106 (340 amino acids)
Biological process (GO): immune response
Cellular component (GO): lysosome
Molecular function (GO): cysteine-type endopeptidase activity
Source: RefSeq, a predicted model, not a curated record
CAGUUGUUGAGCGACGGGCACGUUGAGCGGACGUGACUUGUGCAUUAAAUAGUAAUCGAGUAAAUUGGUAAACUGCGUUAAUCAUGAAGGUUUUUUUCGUCUUUAUGGUGGGUGUUAUUGCCGUUAGCCAAGCAAUUUCCUUCUUUGACCUUGUUCUCGAGGAGUGGGGCACUUUCAAGCUAACCCAUAGGAAAAGGUAUGAAAACAAUGUAGAGGAAAAAUUCAGAAUGAAAAUCUUCAUGGACAAUAAGCACAAAGUUGCCAAACAUAAUGCCAAGUAUGAAAUGGGCCUUGUUUCGUACAAAUUGGAACUUAACAAGUUUGGAGACCUGCUUCAUCACGAAUUCGUUGAUAUGAUGAAUGGCUUUAACAAGUCUAUCAAAUCACUAAAGCAAUCCAACAUUCAGCGGCCAAUUGGUGCCACUUUUAUCCCACCUGCAAAUGUUAAAAUCCCGGAAUCUUUUGACUGGAGGGAGGAGGGAGCUGUAACUGCUGUGAAGAAUCAAAAACAGUGUGGUUCAUGCUGGGCGUUCUCUACAACUGGUGCCUUGGAAGGUCAACACUUCAGAAAAACAGGAGUGCUAGUGUCUUUGAGUGAGCAGAAUUUGGUCGAUUGUUCUGGCAAAUAUGGUAACAAUGGAUGCAAUGGUGGCCUGAUGGACCAAGCCUUCCAGUACAUCAAAGACAACAAGGGGAUUGACACUGAGAAGAGUUACCCAUAUGAGGCACAAGAUGAUUCGUGCCGUUAUAACCCUCGCAACAAUGGAGCUACCGAUGUUGGCUUUGUAGAUGUUCCUCAGAGAGAUGAAGAAAAGUUGAAGGUUGCUAUUGCUACCAUUGGGCCAGUUUCUGUUGCCAUUGAUGCUUCCCAUGAAAGCUUCCAGUUAUACUCUGAAGGUGUUUAUUACGAAGCUGAUUGCUCCGAGAAUAACCUGGACCAUGGAGUUUUGGCUGUCGGUUAUGGAACUGAUGAAAAUGGCAUGGAUUAUUGGCUCGUCAAGAACAGUUGGGGUGGUGAUUGGGGCGAUCAAGGGUAUAUCAAGAUGGCCCGAAAUAAGAAUAACCAUUGUGGAAUUGCUUCUACGGCAAGCUACCCUCUUGUUUAAUUAUGGCAGGCUAGAGUAAUGAGAUGAUGUUAUUGAUGAAUUACUUUCUGGAAUUAUUAUUCAACAGAUAACAUCCAUUUCAUAUGUGAUUCUAACUGAUAAAGUUUAGGUACCUAUUUUUGUUUUAUUAUUAUUAAGCGAUACAUUUCAUAUUUUAUAUACUCGUAAUUUUUAAAUAAUUUCAAUAUAUAAGUAUUAAAUUACAACCGUGAAAAAUCAAAUGCGAAUAGUAAUAAAUAUUUCAAUCCACGGACAGAUCUUGCCAAUCCGACGUUAAAAACUGAUGACAUGAAUGUAAUAUUUUAUAUUUUAAAUGUUAAUGAAUAUGGAGUACUUGAAUACAAUUUGGUAGAUUUGAUUUUUGUUACUUAUUCCUUAUACAUAGAUCACACUAAUAACGUGAAAUAUUUAUAAGUAAAAUUUUUAUUUAUCAUUUACCACAUUAUCUAAUUUUACGUUGUAGAAGAACAAACAAAUUCAGUAGAAUAUUAUACGAAUAUAAAUCAGACAUCAAUAAUAAGUCGAAACUUAGAUUUACUAUAUCUCUAAUAAAAAUCCAUUGCUCAGUCUAUGGGGUUCCCAAAUUCGGGUCAAUAUUCGGAGAAUCCGUAAUUAGGAAAAUAUUUUUAAUUGCACAAAUUUAAAUUAAUAUUCGACAGUGUUGUUACUUCUAUGCCCAAUGAAUCUACCAAUUCUGUCGACAACAUGUGUUCCAUUUGUUACAAUUUAGAAGAGAGGUACAAAUUUAGUUGCAUUUAAAAUCCAGUGUACGAUGUGUUGAAUUUUUAUUCCUAUUGAUACAGCAACGUUAAUUUCUUGUUUUUUUUUUGUAAGCAGUAGGCAAAAAUGGCGACAGAAUAAAAUGUGACACCUAUACAUAUAACAACGAGUUAACGCCGUAUGAUUUGGUCUUACAAUUUCAAACUAUAAUUAUGUAUCAUGAUUAAUAGAUUAGCCUGAUUUUCCGUCUUUUCUCUAUAUCUUAACGUAAUGGCACACGUUAUUCCAUAAUUUCAUGACUCAUAGAAUGGACUAAAAAAUUUUCUGGCUGUUGUACAAGUCAUAGAACUAAGUAACUUCAUUGAAGUCGUCAGUGAAUACAUCGUGGCAGAGAAGGGAUAUAACAUACUCAAAAGUAAAUAGUUUCCAGUACAUUAUUUGUGCGAUUCAUUACUUUUCAAUUAUCACUGAAUUGAUUCAAAUUAUGUAGUGAAGUAAUUCGGACUUUCUUCAACUAACAAACUCCGAAACUACCUAUUCAAUUUCAACAGGGGUUGAAUAAAUUUCAUGAUACAAAGAUGUUCCUUAAAUAAGAUAUCUAAUAGUAAAGGGUUAUUCACACUAGUCUCAAGAUUGUAAUUGCAAUAUUACACAUAAUAUUGCAUAAAGUACAUAUAAAAUUGCAAUAAUGUACAUGGUAAUUCAUAAAUUCAACAGUGUAA